AUGGUUGAAAAAGAUCAGUUGAAUGAGAAGAGUAGGACGGUAUCGUUUUCGAAAAUGUUGCAGAAAUCUCUACGUUUGAAUAGCAAUAGUGGCAAUAAUGAUCCAGCAACAGCACCUCGUGAGAUGUUUAGUGACGACGAUAGUCGUGCGAGGAAAUCGAAUAGUAUAGAGUUGGAUGCAGAGCAAGCACGUAAUAGGAGUUUGGCUGACUUUAAUGGCAAUGGCGAUAAUUUUAGUAAUGAUAAUGAUAAUGAUAAUGACAAUGAUAACAAAACUAACAAGAGCAAUACGUCGAGACUGCUCAGGUUGAAGAGUUUCUUCAGUAGUACGAACAGCAGCAUGGAUAAUGCUUCAUCUGCAUUUAGUGAUAAGAACAGCAGUUCCAAUGUUUCAAAGGUCUCGGCAUUUUUGAAACAGAAUUCAAACGUGAACAUAACCAGCAGUGGUGGUACGCCGGCCACUGACUCAAAUAAUGAACUGGCAGCGAGAAAGUUAGAUCCAAAGGGGAAUAAACAUUCAUAUAAGAGUAGAUCAAACUCAAACUUAUCAUCUCGCGUUGAACAGAAUACAGAUAUGCAUCGCAGCAGGUCUCCAUUAGCUCAUUCCAAAAACUCCAAGAAUGCCUUAAAUAUGGUUGAUUUAACCGACCUCACAUUUGAAAAUACUCCAACAAGUAGUAAAAAGAUUAUUGGUGAUAUCUCACCUUCAGGAAAUUCACAAUCAAGUUUUCAAGAAUUUCCUUCAUUGGAAAGCAAUGCAACAGCUUCAUUGUCUUCACCACCGCAGAAACAUGUUUUCCAAGUACAAUCCUUGAUGGUUUCUUCACAUUCACAGGAACAACUUGAUAUUGAUUCUCAAAGAUUUCUUCAGCAGGUCAAUUCAAUUUCCUCUUUAAAGGAUAUAAGGAAUCCAAGUUUGAAUUCUCUUACUGAAAUAAAAGAGGACGAAAGGUUAGAUCAUUUUUACAAUUCUAUGUUGGCUAAAAAUCAUGAUUUCGAAAGUAAUGGUACUUUCGGUAAUGAAAAUAAACUAGUCGAAAGUCGCAGAGAUACUAUAACUACAAAUUAUUCGGAUUUGUCCUUAUCAUUAAGUAACGAUGAGUUUCAACCUUUCACUACUAUUACAAUAGAUUUCGAUAAUAAUAAUGAGAAAAAUCAAAAUGAACAACAACCUACAGAGUUUGAUAUACCGAAUAAAGCCUUCGCAGCAACUAAAUCAUUGUCACCUGUUCGUACUAGACCUCAUAGAACUUCAUCAGAACCAAAUUAUUAUCAAAGUUCAGUGUCAAGAAAAAACCAAUCAAAUUUAAUCAAAAAUAAUAUAGCCUCUCAAGAUGCUUUAAAUUUAUCAGCACCACCAAAGCUAUUCGAUGCAUUUGAAGAACCUAAAAGAUCAAAUCGUUUAAGAGCUAAGUCAUUCAGUAACAAAUUUCAAGAUAUUGUAGUGAGCCCACAAGCAUUCGAAAAGAUUAGACUGUUAGGUCAAGGUGAUGUAGGGAAAGUAUAUCUCGUUAGAGAAAAAGCCUCCAGUAGAUUGUAUGCCCUGAAAAUCUUCAGUAAAGCGGAGAUGAUAAAAAGAAAGAAGAUAAAACGUGUAUUGGUUGAACAAGAAAUUUUAGCCACCAGUGAGCACCCUUUCAUUGUUAAUUUAUAUCAUUCUUUUCAAUCUGAGGACUAUUUGUACUUAUGUAUGGAAUAUUGUAUGGGUGGUGAAUUUUUUAGGGCUUUACAAACUAGGAAAACAAAAUGCAUUUCUGAAGAUGAUGCAAGGUUUUAUGCUGCCGAGGUUGUAGCAGCUUUAGAAUAUUUGCAUUUAAUGGGGUUCAUUUAUAGAGAUCUGAAACCUGAAAACAUUUUACUACAUAAAUCUGGACAUAUCAUGUUGUCAGAUUUCGACUUAUCUAUUCAAACAACUUCGUCAAAAGAACCAGUCGUUAAGAAAUUGGCACAGUCUGCUGUGGUGGAUACAAAAAUAUGUUCAGAUGGUUUUAGAACGAAUUCCUUUGUUGGCACAGAAGAAUACAUUGCACCAGAAGUUAUUCGUGGAAAUGGUCACACAGCAGCCGUUGAUUGGUGGACAUUGGGUAUAUUGAUAUAUGAAAUGUUAUUUGGUUUCACUCCUUUCAAAGGCGAUAAUACCAACGAUACAUUUUGCAAUAUUCUAAAGGAUGAUGUUACUUUCCCGAAUAAUAAUGAAAUAUCAAGAAACUGCAAAGAUCUAAUAAAAAAACUGUUAACCAAAAACGAACUGAAAAGAUUAGGGUCCAAAACUGGUGCCGCUGAUGUAAAAAGACAUCCCUUCUUUAAAAAAGUACAAUGGUCAUUUUUGAGAAACCAAGAUCCCCCACUGAUACCGGUACUUUCAGAGGAUGGAUGUGAUUUUUCAAAGCUGUCGACCAACAAGAAAAAAUCAAAAGAUAUUUCUGAUGCAAUCUCUUUGACAACAAUAGAUAAACAAGAAAAAAAUAUGUUUGAAGAAACAGUUGAGUUUGACGAUGACGUCUCUGAGGAUGAUCCAUUCCAUAACUUCAACUCCAUGAGCAUCAUGAAACAAGAUAAUAAUUCAUUAGUUUACGGUGACAACAACUCUUACGGUAAAGUCUCGUAUACUACAAAUGCCAACAGAGUUAGGAGUGAUAGUCACAGAAGCUUUUUCAAAAGAAACUUGUAA
This is a messenger RNA of Tetrapisispora phaffii CBS 4417, 2670 nucleotides long. RefSeq names its product serine/threonine protein kinase FPK1 (gene FPK1). Lineage: Eukaryota; Fungi; Ascomycota; Saccharomycetes; Saccharomycetales; Saccharomycetaceae. Gene Ontology annotation, cellular component: cytoplasm; nucleus; plasma membrane. Gene Ontology annotation, biological process: protein phosphorylation. The transcript has a single exon. The record is from RefSeq and is a predicted model, not a curated record. Bases 1 to 2670 code for a protein of 889 amino acids. Gene Ontology annotation, molecular function: ATP binding; protein serine/threonine kinase activity.